UCCAGGGCGCCAACCCUUUGUACUGGGAGCUAGCGUGUAAGCACGCAGCCAAUCUUCGCCGCUUUACAGCUCCGAGAGUGUGUUUCUUAUUAGCCAUAUUUUAAGGAAGGGUCAUAGCUCUAACACGGGAUACAGUAGGCCUUGCAACAGGGAGGUUACAGCCAAAUUGAACCAUAAAGGGAGUGUGAGCGGCGUUUGCCUUAAUGUGAGUGAACAGCGACGUGUGCGAGCGCAGAUAUUUACCACGCCGCACCGAGAAGAGAUACUUAAGACCUGCUUCCCCUGCUUUGCGUUCUUGACGACGUGUAUUAGGAACUUGAGUGAGAGUACAUCGGUAUACCUGCCAAAAGUGACAGCCUGUGAGCACUUUAAGACGCAACCACUCAAGAGAGCGGAGGACACGUUUAUAAAUACCGAGGCAGAUUGACAUGGGCAACCCUUGUUCCUGAACAGCGAGGAAAAAGAGGCAACCAAACAGAAGCGUGUUCUCUCUCUCCUUUGGUGUUUUUUUCCUUCCCAUUUGUUAUCAAACUAAACCUGAGAGGGCUCGUUGAUGCUAGCCACUGUGUAUAUGACGUCUCAAGACUUCUCAUGUCCGCUCUAAGUGAUUUUUAAAAGCACCGGUUAAAAGUUUGCAUUCAAAACCAAGUGCUCCUUGAGUGUUUGCUUUCUCUGCACGACGGCUGCUGGUAUCACAGGAGCCAGUAUGAUAGGGCUUGUGUUUUUACUGUGCUUGUCUAUGGUGUAUGGUGGCACGGAAGCCCGUGUCCGAAGGUUUGACAGGCAGAGAAGUGGUCAGCACCUCAGUGACCAAACGAGUGGGCAGCACAGUCGCCAGCUGAACCUGUAUAUCGAUGAGGAGCAGGUGGAACAGUACGUAGGAAUUCCCUUGCAAAUAUUUAUCAUAGAAGCAGGCACAGUGGUUCCGUUUCUCAAAAUGCCGGAGUUUGCCGAUCAUUUCCCCGUAAUUCCGCCGGAAAUCGAUAUGGUCAAUCUGACCUGGGAGGCUAAAAACGGCAAGUAUACAUAUUGGUUUGAAGUACUGAGCUCCUCCAGACAGAGUAUUAUGUAUAACCCGCUGCUCAGCAUUCCUGCCGUCGGGUACGUGCCUGCAGAGACGACAGUGUUUCAGAUUGCCAUACCAUGCACGGGGCGUGGGCGUGGGAUUGCCACAGUUCGCAUCGUACUCCACGUCAUGGACGUCCACAACAGACCUAUCCCCGGAUCACCCAUAGAAGUCAGGUUGCAGAAACAGUGUAAUUCUUUUCGCGACGAGAAGCCGAAAUGUGACGAACGGUGUGAGAACGGCGGGAUAUGUGACGGCCAGGGGCAGUGUCAGUGCCCCACGGGUUACAGCGGCAAGAAAUGUGAACUAGUUGACUGUAACCCUGGCUGUCAAAACAAAGGACUGUGUGUCUCGCCAAAUGUGUGUAAAUGUGUGUCAGGUUAUGAGGGAAAAAGAUGUGAAAUAAAAAUGUGCACCGAGCCUUGUUUAAACGGAGGUAGCUGUGUUGGACCCAGUAAAUGUGUAUGUCAGAGCGGGUUUUACGGUGAAAGAUGCCAGCAUAGCAGGUGUUUGUACCCGUGCAGUCAUGGGGGGACCUGUGCUGGCAAAGACGUCUGCUCCUGUCCUAGCGGAUACACGGGGAGGUUUUGUGAACUUCCUGUGUGUCAGCGCGGCUGUGGUCCCCAUGGCAUGUGUGUCGACGUGGACAUUUGUAUGUGUGAGUUUGGCUGGUAUGGACGAUACUGCAAUAAAAAUGUUUAUAACCGAAGAAACAGCAGACGAGAAAAGCGCAGACGAUCGAGGGAUUACAGCUGAAACCGAUAAGACGCAGAUAUCUUUGUAAUAUAUUUUGGCAAGAGUGAAAAUUGGGAAUAUAUUUUAAACAAGAACUAACUUUGGAAAUUUGCUGAAAGUCUUUUCAUUAUAUACGUAUAGAAUCAACCUUGAUCUUUGUACGAGUUGCCUACAGUUCAGCGUUCCUCUACGCACCAACGGAGUUUUUCACAUGGAUUAAUUGUGUCCUUUGUGGAGCGUUUGGGUUAACGGUGCCGAAAUCCUGGUGUCUAAUUUUUGUCGAAGAAACAUUAUAUAUUUCAUAACAUACACUUAGAUUAAAUAUAUACAAAACACCUUUGUCAGAAAGGCACGAAUCAGUCAACUGUAUAAUUAUGCAUAUAAAUGCACCAAUGACUCCUUAUGUUACGAAAAGUCACUUAUAUUCGCGCCCGUCUGUCGAAUAACGUUAAAGGCACACUCUCUUGGUUUGAAAAUCCCCAAAAUGCUUUUUUUUUUUGCCAUCCACAGCCUCUUAUAAAACCUUACAUGUACCUUUAAAUGAUUUAGCCUCUUGAAUUUUUUCUGGAGCGGAGCCUAUGAUGAUAUUUCCAUUGGAGCUUUUAGGAAAAUGGUCGCUGUUUUAUGACUGUCCAGUCAUUUUAAGCUAAAAUCAAUCUUUAUUAAUUUUAACAAAGGUCGAAUCCAAGUGGAGAGAAGGAUAGAUAAAUGAUUCUUGAGUACGAAAAAAGUGUCCAAAGAUGUCCUACAAGAACAGCAUGUCAUAUGGGCCACUGGCCUCAAUUACAAUGGUCAUAAAGCAAAUAAGAUCAUUGUAGAAAUAUUGGACUUGCAACAAAAUUUUAGUUAACCUACCAGCUGUAUUAUAGAAGCAUUCUGUAUAUUUAAAACCUACAAAAAUGACCAAAGCGAAAAUCCAUGUGAUAUAUUUCAGCAACGGAUUCCUAUUUAUUAGUCUAUAACUUUUUAUUCACUUUAUGUAUGUUUAAAGCUUAUCUCGAGAACUUUUCUCAGUCAUAAAAUGUAAAUCUCACAUUUAAAGUGUAUUUCGCAACUUACUGGGUCGUUAAACCUCGAAAUACGAGAAAAUGGCAUUUGCUUGAGAAAUGGGCGUAAUAGUUUUCAUCAAAUUGCCAUAAAGCACUAGUCAAGGUUCAGAAUGAAACCGGAGUGGAUAAGCAAUUACGUAAAC
Molecule: messenger RNA, 2993 nt
Organism: Lingula anatina
Lineage: Eukaryota; Metazoa; Brachiopoda; Lingulata; Lingulida; Lingulidae
Biological process (GO): anatomical structure development
Cellular component (GO): cell surface; extracellular region
Molecular function (GO): signaling receptor binding
Source: RefSeq, a predicted model, not a curated record